Botrytis sinoallii is the source of this 615-nucleotide messenger RNA. RefSeq lists its product as uncharacterized. Bases 1 to 615 code for a protein of 204 amino acids. The record is from RefSeq and is a predicted model, not a curated record. The transcript is spliced from 2 exons. Lineage: Eukaryota; Fungi; Ascomycota; Leotiomycetes; Helotiales; Sclerotiniaceae.
AUGCGUUUCUCCCUCCCAGCUCUUGUCCUCUUCCUCUCUGUCGUUAACGCCUCUCCUCUUCCUAAGAAGGAAAAGGCCGCCGCGGCAUCCUCCUCCGCAAUUUCAUCGGCCACAGCAGCGGCAUCCGCCGCUUCCUCAACUGCCGCAGCCACAUCGGCAGCAUCCAGCUCAAAUUCAACGGCUGCAGCCGGAAGUGUUUUGACCUCUUCGGCAUACAAUGAUUUCCAAAUCUCCGCGGGAACUGCCGGAUCCGCUCAAGAUGAAGCCAAUGCACUCUUUACCGGUAUCGAUAUGAACAAUCUCGCUGCUGUUUCCGCAUCUGAUCUUAAGAUCAUUCAAGGAGUUCAUGAUGCUGCUGAGGAUGCUGAAGUUGGUGGAUUCAACCCAGCCAUUGCGGCCGCUGAUGGUGAUGCUGCUACUGCUCUUCAGAACGGCAAAAUCAAGAACAAGGUUCUCAAACUCACCGCCGAAGUCCUUGCUCUUCAAAUCAAGGUAGCUCAAGGAAAGGCUGGAGAUCCCGCACCCGAACAGACAAAGUUGGCCAACAACAUUAAGUUGGAUACUGCGGCUGCAGGACAAGCCAGUACCCCCGUCAGUUUUGAUGCUACGAGCUAG